UUGUAAAUAAUUAUUUUAAUAAUUAGUUUUAGUUUAGUAAAAACAAAUUUUUUAUACGUAAUUCAAUUUAUUUAUUCUAUUUUUUUUUAAAUAAUAAUGACAUGUCAUUUCCAAAACUAUUAGAAUUAAAGCAUUUGGCUACACUGCUUGCAGUGCUAUUAACUAAAGUAUGUGGGUGUUAUAAAAUUGAUACAUCGUGUAAUUUUAUGAAUAUAAACAAUGGCAGUUAAAGAAAAGCAAACGGAUACUUCUACUGACGAAAUAGAAUGGAAUAUUGAAAAUGAAAUUCAAUUAUUCUUUGCUAUGAAUGGUCAUAAACCCGUUGGUAUUAAUAAAUAUUUUCACAUGGUUUGCAUAUGGGAAAAAUUUCGUGCUGCAAUUCACAAGGAUGUAUCAUUAAAAACAAUUUGGGAACAUUUAGAAUCAAUGUAUGAUCUAAUGGCUCUGGAUGAUAUGGAAGAUUUACCAUUUCCCAGUCAAGAAAUAGAUUUUUCUUUACCAGAACAAGAAUUUUUGGGACCAAUUAAAUCUCGAAAAAGAGAAGAACCAGAAUUAAAACUAAAAGAACAAAGAGAUAAAUUUAAAGAAAUUAAGAAAGAAAAAGAUUUUAAAGAUAUUAUGAAAAAAGAUACUGUUCUUCGUGAUCUUAAAGGAAGUAAAGAUAUUGAUAAAAAAAAGGAAGAAUUUAAAAAAUAUGUAAAAGACAUAGAACUCAAAAAAGAUAAACUCAGAGAAAUUAAAGAUAUUAGGAAAGACUAUAAAUCUCCUAAAGGACGAUCAAGGAAGGAUGAUGUUGAAGAAAUAGCUUCAAAUGGUAAGAAGGAACGUAAAGAUUCUGAUUCUGGUCGUGAAAGUUUAAAGAGAGGACCAAAACGACCAACAAGACAAAGUGUGGAUAGCACAUCUAAAGCAUCCUCUAGUCCACGUGAUACACCUCCACCAAAACGAAGGAGAAUAUAACAAUUUGUAAAGUUAUUAUAUGUAUAUUAUAUAAAUAUUGUUUGAAUUUUAAUAUAUGAACAAAAUGAAUCGUGUA
Messenger RNA from Apis florea (little honeybee), 1036 nucleotides. It is a transcript of the gene MrgBP, whose product is annotated as MRG/MORF4L binding protein. Gene Ontology annotation, biological process: regulation of transcription by RNA polymerase II. Gene Ontology annotation, cellular component: NuA4 histone acetyltransferase complex; nucleus. NCBI's taxonomy places the organism in Eukaryota, Metazoa, Arthropoda, Insecta, Hymenoptera, Apidae. The record is from RefSeq and is a predicted model, not a curated record.